AAAUCCUAUUCCAUGCCACCUCUUUCAUAGUAACAUUAGCGGCCAGAGGCUGAGCGGUGUCGCGAAACGGAUUUUAAAUCUUAGUUUUUGUUGACAGCUUCAAAAUCUGUGGAAAUGUUCAACAGUGAUCGCAGGGAGUUUGAUGAGGAUCCGUUCUUCUCGGAUCCUUUCCGGGCUCACAGGGAACAUAUGCGGCACAUGAUGCGAAGCUUCUCUGAGCCAUACGGCGGGCCCAUGAUGCCCAGUAUAAUGGAUGGGAGAAACCGUGGUCGUGACAUGGCAGAACAUCCAAGCUCAUCCCUGGCGCUGAGGGACGAACACAGGGAUUUGAUGAGGAACCCUUUCGGCAUGUUCGACAAUGUGAUGUCCAACAUGAGAAACAGGAUGGAGGAGGUGCACAGAAACUUUGAGAACAUGUCCACGGAUUCAAACACCCACUCAUUCAGAUCCUCAUCAGUCAUGACAUAUUCAAAGGUUGGAAAUGAGCCUCCCAAGGUCUUCCAGGCGAGCUCAUUGACACGCCGGGCCCCUGGGGGGAUCAAGGAGACCCAGCAAGCAGUUAAAGACUCUGAGAGUGGUCUGGAGAAGAUGUCCAUUGGUCACCACAUCCAGGACAGGGGACAUGUUGUUGAGAAGAAAUACAACAAGAAAACAGGAGAGAAGGAGUUCAUCCAGGACUUUCAGAAUUUGGAUGAAUCCGAAGCCCAGUCUUUUGACGAAGAGUGGCAGCAGGAGGUGUCUAAGUUUCGGCCAUCUGGCCCCAUGUCUCGUCUGGAGGAACCCCGACCCCGUGGUGUUCACCGCGCAGCCCUGGCCGGUUCUAAGCAGAAACACAGUGACCAAUCAAAGGGCAAGGCUGAGGGUAAAAGCAACAUGAAAGGCUUGAACAAGCAGUGAAAACAUCUGUUUGUGUGCUUAUUAAAGUCUUUUAAGCAUCAUGCAGUACACUGUGGCGCUCUGUAUCAUUUUGAAAUUUUUAAGAAACUAUACGUUUUACAUUUCUGCUGCUAAUGCUUUGAUGUUAAAAAAAAAACAAAAAAACAUAUGAUGUUUCUCAUACUGCCCUUUGCUGCAGUGACUCCACCUGAAACGCUCUGUCUGAGCUCUUAGCCCGUCUGAGCUCUUAGCCUGUCUUCCCAAAAAGCCCUGUCUGCUCUGAUUGCUCAGCUGGCCCACUCUGUUUUGAUUGGUCAACCAAAUUCAAACAAGCUACUGGGCUGGCUGUGCUUGCCCAGACAGCACCAAUGGGGCAGCACAUAUAAAAAACUGGGCUGGCAUUCCCAAUCAUAACUAAUUGAGGAAUUUUAAACAGAAAUGUGGACGAGGCGUUUCAGGCAGUUGAGAAAAAGUGCUGUCUGUGGGAGAGAAAACUCCAUUUGGAGUGAAAUGUGGGUUUUUAUCUAUUACA
This is a messenger RNA of Perca flavescens (yellow perch), 1408 nucleotides long. RefSeq names its product myeloid leukemia factor 1 (gene mlf1). The record is from RefSeq and is a predicted model, not a curated record. Bases 115 to 897 code for a protein of 260 amino acids. The transcript is spliced from 7 exons. Lineage: Eukaryota; Metazoa; Chordata; Actinopteri; Perciformes; Percidae.